AUGUUCAAGUUGAGUGGAAGCAGAUUGCAACGCCCGCUGGCGGCGGUUGCUCGAAUGAGCCGGUACAACAAUUGUCAGAUGGCAGUGCGUCCCCUACCAAUAUCACGAUUCCAAAGUACCGAUACCAAGACCGUUGAUCGCAAUGAGUUUAGUGACGAGAAAAUCGACGAGUGGCUAGAUGCCAUCAAAUCUCUGAGAGCUGAGUUUUCAGAACACGAAUUCUUGCCGGAGUCAUCUUUGGCUCCACCGGGACAGUCAAGAAUAGAUAUUAUAGAGGAUGUGAUGUCUCAGGAUAGAAAAUUUGAACCUUCAGCACAACAAGUGGAAGAAUGGGAAAGACUGAAAGAUGUUCCAAUCCCUCAAAGAAGGGACCCAGUGGUACAACACGUCACCAACAUGAUAAUGAGACACGGAAAGAAGCAGCGUGCAGAGAAGAUCCUUUCGAGGGCUCUGUAUCUGGUGUUUUGUCACUUGCGUCAGGACCCAGUGCAAAUAUUGAAGAAGGCGCUGGACGACUUGGCGCCGCUCAUGAUGGUUAGAACUUUCAACACCGGCGUUGCAAAGGCGGCCGUGAUCCCCGUCCCGUUGAAUCAAAGGCAGAGGAACAGAAUCGCCUGGAAGUGGAUCGUGGAAGGCGCAAGCAAGAGAGCCUCGUCUGAUUUUUCCGUCAGACUAGGCGAGGAAUUGAUCGCUGUGUUCAAAGGCAACAGUUCGGGAUUCGAUAAGAGAGACCAGAUACACAAGACGGCAAUCGCCCACAGAGCCUAUAUUAGAUUGAAAUGA
Messenger RNA from Torulaspora globosa, 783 nucleotides. RefSeq names its product mitochondrial 37S ribosomal protein uS7m (gene RSM7). Gene Ontology annotation, molecular function: mRNA binding; structural constituent of ribosome; rRNA binding. Gene Ontology annotation, biological process: ribosomal small subunit assembly; translation. Gene Ontology annotation, cellular component: ribosome. Lineage: Eukaryota; Fungi; Ascomycota; Saccharomycetes; Saccharomycetales; Saccharomycetaceae. The transcript has a single exon. Bases 1 to 783 code for a protein of 260 amino acids. The record is from RefSeq and is a predicted model, not a curated record.